This is a messenger RNA of Cladocopium goreaui, 3162 nucleotides long. Lineage: Eukaryota; Dinophyceae; Suessiales; Symbiodiniaceae. The record is from the annotation of a GenBank genome assembly.
AUGGCUUGCGUUGGUGUCAACGUUCUUGUUCAACGUGGAGGUGCCAGGGUGGAAUCCAACGUCAAGGCACCCGACCAAAUCACUCCAGAGCAAGAGAUGGAGGCGAUGGAUGUCGUGGCACCACCUCACCAAUGCUGUUUAGCAUUGGUGGCGCAGAGCAACCUGGAGGACAUCGGCCUCAGGGUGCUGCAUUUGAGCAAGAUGCAGCACUACGACUUUGCUCAUCGCUAUUUGGUUUUGGACAUGGCAGGUGCGGAAUUCCAACCUCAACUCCAAUCGCUUGCGGACUCUCUGGUCAAGCAGCGUGCAGUGGACACCUGGAUGACAGUGGAUCAUUCUCAAGAGUACAUGCUACGUGUGAAUGAAACUGCUGAGUGGGAGAUCCCCGCACGGGGCCGACAAUCCAAUGGUCAUGGAAUUUCCUUUGACGACUCGCAGACGGAAGAUGUGCAACUGGCGUUUUACUUUGCCGUCGAUCGGUGCUCUGCGGACUACCUGGCUAUCAUCCAACUGGAUCAGAUCAUGUAUUCUGCUCCAAACGUUUCCUGGAUUGAGGAUGCUAUACAAGCUCUUCAGAUGAACCAUAACCUGGUUUUGGUAAGUCCAUCCUUCCCUGGUUUCGAAGACCGCAAGCUUCGACAGCGACCCACGACCAGGCCACUUCCAAAGUUGAAUGCUGGCCCUUUGAAAGGAGAAGUGGAGGAUACAACUUGCCAACAUCCUUACACAUUGGCAGGGCGCGCCGCCUUGCUGGAUCUUCGCCGUUACAAAAAUUUGCCUCCGCGGAAUCGUGUCAAAGAACACCGCUGUGGGGGCCAGUUGGUUCGAGGGAAGCCAUGCAGAUCUCUGCCGUUUGUGAGAUCUUGUGGUGGCAUGAGAACAUGGGAGGCUGCGCUUGAAUGUGUCAUCUGCAACAGCGAAAACAUGCAGCAGGGCAGCUUGAGGAACUGGCGCAGGAGCUGGGCGCAACAUGCGCCACUCAGCAGUGUCAGGCAUGACCUUGCAAAGCUGAAGAUGGAUGCCGGAGCCCCGGAAACCUUAGUUCCAGCACAGGUUCAAGAGCAAGACAGGAAUUCCCCGCAAGCGGCCCGUCACCUUGUUUUCAAUUGGAGUGCGUGGAUAUCUUCACAAUAUGACACAGCGGAUGGCGCAUGGGAUGCUGAAUGCAGCAACCUUUCUGUACAAAUUGUCCAGAAUGGAAGAGCCGUUGAUGUCUUGCAUCCCUCGGCCUGGGACGAGUUGUGGCCCAGGUGGUUGGACGAGCAACACCAGUUGAAGAACGACUCGGCGGUGGCGUCCACGUCGGCGACUGAGGCGGCACUGACCUUCAAAUACGUUGACAAACUUGAGCUGGAGGACAACUUGGUGUCGAAGCCGGAGUUCACGGUGGCUUUCAAUUUGGCUGCGACGGAACUUGCCAUCUUUCCCUUUUGUGUGUUUCUACAUGAGCGCUUUUGGAAUACCAGCCAAGCGUGGGUCGCAACAGCUGGUACCGAGCAAGCUCUCAAUCGUUCUAGUUGGUCUUCAAUUUGGGCGAGCUAUACGCCUCCGUUUGAUUUCUCGAAACCCUCCAGUUCGGGAUCCUUCCACUUCUUGGACGUGGAUGCCAAUGGAUUGAUCAGUGAGCCCGAGUUCGCGUCACUCUUUCGCCUUUGCCACAACACUCCAACGCCCAGUGCAUCAACGACCUCCGCUGCGUUCAGCAGCUCCACUACCUUCACCAGUGCGACCGCUGCGACCUCAACCAGCUCCACAUCCACCCGGACUACCUGGACUUCCUGGAGCAGCACCACAGAGAUCUCCGCAACGGCAGUUUCAGCGAGUCAGCAGUGUUGCUAUGAAGUGUCCGCUGAAUGCUUGUCCUGCAUUGCUGGUAUUACAGUACAGGAGCUUUGCUCCAGGGAGUCCAUGAGUCUCACACCAGGUUGCCAGGGCGCGCCGGAGAAAUCUCCCCAGGCUGCGCCGGGUAGCCCGCAUGCCAAUGCCAAGCUCAGUACUACAUUGCCGCCCCACUAUGGUUGGGAGGUUUCAGAUGAUGCCAAUGGCGCCAGGUGUCCAUUUUCUGGAGUUGCUUUUUCACCUCUUCUUCCUGGUUUCAAAGAAAGCCACGAGGAAGGGAUUGCUGGUUGCCAAGCCAGAUGUCGCCAGGUGAUGGGCUGUGGCUUUUUCACCUUUUGGAGGAGCACAAAACUCUGCCAGCUGCACCCCACCACAGCCAAGAGCAACGCCGAUCCAGAGGCACUGGCUGGCCCGCCGCGUUGCGUUGCUCGUUUCGAGGCCCACAUAGCCUCAGUGGACUUUAGGCAACUCUCCGAGUUGCAGUUGAAGAAUCUGCAUGCCAGUCUUCCAGCUGCUUUGGCUCAACACUGGGAGGUGCCGGUCUCCAAGGUGCAGGAUGUGGAGGGCCAUCCUAGUGCUGUCACCCUUCUGCCGGGCAGUUUGCUGGUGGAGGGCAAGGUCCUUCUGCCUGCUGGAAUUGCAGUUGCAGACAUUGCUCAAAAAUCAGAUCAUGGAAAGAACCUUCAGCUCCGGCAGAAGGUUUCGGAGUUGUUGCUGUCCUUGAAUAUACCGUACACCGUGGAGCAUGGAGCCACAGAUUUCGAGGCUGGGUUCCCGUUGCGCAUGGUCUUUGAAGCCGAUUUGGAAUGCUUUCUGGAAAAUACCGAGUACUUCUCUGAAGAGCAGGAGAGAGUGAUCGCGGACAGUGCCAGAGAUUGCCAGAAAGAUUGUGCUACAUCUGAGGUUUGCAGCGUUUUCAGCUUCUUUGCCAAAGAGCGCAGUUGCCUUUUGACAGGUGGGAACUUCUCGGCAGCCCCAAACGAGGAGGCGAUGUCUGGCCCUGCCAAGUGUCCCGCGCUGGUUAUGGCUCGAAGCUCUGGCGACCUGCCAGCACAGCUGGUGGCAGGAUCUGAAGCAACGCUGGAAGCAGUGGAGAGCGUCCCUCUGAUGUAUUCGGCACCCGCUGGCCUGAUACUUCUUGGACUAGUAGUAUAUUGUUUGCUGAGAUGUUGUUCCAGUUCGAAGUCCAGAGGCAAGAAAGCUCAAAAAUGGCACAACCAGGCACUCUACCUGCCCAUUGCAGAGGAAGAUGCUGAGGCCUCGCUUCUGAAGUUUCAUCCCCUUGAGGAAGUGACUGCCUUGGAGGGUUCAAAUACAGAGUAA